Messenger RNA from Aspergillus welwitschiae, 1164 nucleotides. Its product is annotated as casein kinase family protein. The record is from RefSeq and is a predicted model, not a curated record. Gene Ontology annotation, cellular component: nucleus; cytoplasm. Gene Ontology annotation, molecular function: ATP binding; protein serine/threonine kinase activity. NCBI's taxonomy places the organism in Eukaryota, Fungi, Ascomycota, Eurotiomycetes, Eurotiales, Aspergillaceae. The transcript has 3 exons. The coding region runs from base 1 to 1164 and encodes 387 amino acids. Gene Ontology annotation, biological process: peptidyl-serine phosphorylation; signal transduction.
AUGCAGUUCGAAUGCGAAGGUCAGUGGAUUGGCCCAUUUGAGGUCAUCAAGUGGCCCAAUGUUCCCGGAGCACGUGGUCUGGCCCGGAACAGAAUCACGGGUGAAAACGCCGUACUAAAGGCUGGGUGGAUCGGCAGCUUAAAUCAUGAGGCACAUACGCUUCUUGCUGCGUCGGGUGGAAUUGGCAUACCUUUAUUACAUUGGUUUGAAACUGUUAAUGGGAUGGAUGUUAUGAUCACCGACACCUACGGCCCAAGUCUCGAAGAGAACUUUUGCCUAUAUGGCCGGUAUUUCAGCAUGCAGCGCCUGCUUCUUUUCGCUGACCAAAUACUGUCACGGAUAGAGUUUCUGCAUUCCAGAAGACUCGUCCACGGGAACCUAAGCCCCUGGUCUUUCGCUCUUGGCGAACAUGCUUGGCAAAACCAGCAGGUUUUAUUGGUUGAUUUUGAUAUCGAAGCCGGAGUAGAUGUCUCUCCUGCCGGUGAUAUCCAUGCUAUUGGCCUGAUCUUGGCUUAUUUCUACAGUGGUUGCGACUCAUGGGUUGAUUAUCAGCAAAGAGGCAUACGAGAGAACCCGAAGGAUACUGCUCCGGUUUUUUCUUCUUUUCUUAAUGCUAUCUCGACCUGCAAAACAGUGGACUAUGAUAGCCUACGGGAAAUAUUCCGCGGGGCCUAUCUAGAUUUCGCUACCCAAUUAGCCAUCGCCCUCGACUUAAGGGGACCACGAGCGAUCAGAGAAGGAUAUCAAUCAGUAUCGGGGUGCCUUAUCACCCUAACAACACCAGAUCUUUUUGAGAAGCUACAUUCGAAGCUCAUAGAAACCGGAAAUGUGCUGACGGAUGAGGAUAUUUCACCACAUUGGGGUAGGCAGCUAUUGCUUUCUCUGGAGGAGAUCAUGAAUAUCUACAUUCUUCUUAUCUCUCGCGAUCGGCCCUCUUGUGACCAGGGAAGGCUUAAGAUAGCAGCAUAUCACCUGCCUAACCGAUUAUGGAGAGACUUACGCUGGUUUCUGGCGAAAAUCCAUCACGCCACAAAAGAAGUCAAACUUGCAUUUAUCGAGAAAAUUUAUAGUUUUGUGGCAGCCUUAAAGAAAACGCAAUUCAUCUGGGCAUGGGGGAUCAGCUUGGACUCAAACAGUGUUUUACUGGCAGGACAGGCUGCUUAG